UUAAGGACAAUGAAUAGGUUUAUUACAUGUGUUGAGCCUUAAGUUUUUAAGCCUUAAAAGAUUCUAAUAUGAUUAUAUCACUAAAUCCACUGAAAGAACUUGGAUUUUUUAAUCACCACUUCAUAAAUGGUGAAAAUAGUUGUAAAAUUUGUGUCAAUAAAAAUGGUUGCGUGAUGGAUGAAUGGGCAGGAACCAGUCAAUACACUGCAGAAAAGGCCAGAGACAUCAAAGACUCGGCAAAAGAGAAGGUGAACACUGCUACAGAAAAGGCUAGUGAUAUAACAAACGCAGCAAAAGAGAAAGCCAAUGAAGCUGCAAAUGCAGCAAAGGAGAAGGCUAGUACCAUAAAGAAUAAAUCAGGAGAAAAAACAAACGAGGCAACACAGAAGGCUAAUGAGUCAACGGAAAGAGCAUCCCAAAAGGCAGAGGAGGCAAAGGAAAAGACAUCUCAGACAGCAAAGGAAGCAGCAAAUAGAGCCUCAGAAGCAAAAGAGAGAGUAGCCCAAAAGGCAGGAGAGACCAAAGAGAAGACAUCUCAAAAGGCUGAGGAAGCCCAGGAAACAGCUAGGGAAAUGGGAAAGAGUGCUGUAGGGGAAGCCAAGAAGAAGCAGUAUGAUACAGAGGAGCAUCUAAGUUGGGCCACGGAAGAAGCUAAAGAAGCUUAUGAUGUAUCUACAAACAAAGCAGAAGAGACUGUAGAGUCUGCUAAGGACACCAUUGCCUCUAACUAUGAGGCAGCCAAGCAAAAGUCUAAGAAGAUCAAAGAUAAUGUAGCUGGUAGAGGUCGUGAUGAGGAACUCUGAGCUAAUCUAGCUACAAAAAUGCAUGGUUGAUUGACAUUUCUUUUGUUGUUGUUGAUCAGAUUCUGCAUGUUGUAUUAUAAUAGUUUCUGUGCAUGGAGUCUGGUGUUUCGUGUAAUUCUCUUUUGGUGUCAGUGAAAUCUAUGGGUUGGUCAAUAUUGUAGUAUGAAGCUAUACUUGACCUUCUCUGUUUUUUUUCUUUUCUAUCUCUUUUCUUUAUGAAA
This is a messenger RNA of Quercus robur (English oak), 1024 nucleotides long. RefSeq names its product late embryogenesis abundant protein D-29. The coding region runs from base 69 to 803 and encodes 244 amino acids. The record is from RefSeq and is a predicted model, not a curated record. NCBI's taxonomy places the organism in Eukaryota, Viridiplantae, Streptophyta, Magnoliopsida, Fagales, Fagaceae. The transcript has a single exon.